CGCUCGAAAUUCAAAAUGGCGGUAGCGUGUUAGAAAGUGACAGGUCGAUCAGCUGUUUGGUUGAUUUUUCCUUCAUUUUCUGCGAUCUCCAAGCCGAUGGGCGACAGAUGGCGAGUUCUGAAGAGUCAGACAUAUAUGCGGAGUCGGUAGCAGAGACCAAGAGGAGGAAGGAGAAAAGAAAGACAUCGGCCAGACUGUUUGGUGAUGUUCUGUCAUCAGCACCCAGCAGCUCAAGGAGCCAGGGUCUUUCUGAUACGCAGCGAAGCAACAGGUCACCCAGGAGAUCAAAGUCCAGAUUCUCCCCAGAGGGUCUGACCAGCAGUGAGAGGAAAUACUACAACAGAGCCCUGAAGGACCUUUAUGAGAUUAUCAAGAUCAGCAGUAACAAGCUGGACCUGUCUGAGAGUAUGGAGGAACCUGACAGACAUGGGGACUACCAGGGUACUGAUGGAGAUUAUAGCCAGGACCCUACUGUACUAGAGGAAGAGGAGACGUUCAUGCCCACAGAGUCCCUGACCAUCCCCACCCUGAGGUCCAGUCUGUCCAGUCAGAAUGACGAGGAUUUUGACCCUCUGAGUGUCCGGAGGUUCCACCGGAAACACUCGGCCAGGAGAAGAGAAGACAGGACUUCACCAGGGAAUGUCAAGAAGAUCUACAAGGAGCUGGUGUCCAUCAACAACAAACUGCAGGAGGAGAAUGCCUUACUCCAUGAGCGUCAGGAGGAGCUGGGUAGGAGAGAACUGCUGGUACUUGAGAGGGAGAGAGCUCUGGAUGAGAUAGAGGAACAACAUGGAGACCUGAACAAACACUGGGCCAUCAUGCAACAUAAACAUAAGAGAGAGUUGGGACAGUGGGAGGAGGCCUUGAAGGAGAGAACAAAGGAGAACAAGAGACUUCAGCACUCGUUUGAAGUCAUGAAACAGGCUAACGACCAACUCAGAAAACAGCUAACAGAAUCUCAAGAGUCAAAGAAGAAGCUAGAGGCCCAGGCCAGCAGUCUAGAGAGAAGAGUGGUGAACCUACAGAGGAAGCAUCAGUUUGCUGAGAGACAGAAGGGAGUAGAGAACAUCCCACCUCCCCAGCCAGCAGACACCAAACCAGCAAAACCUGUGAAGGAACCACCCAGCAAGGGCACUGAGUCAGCCGUAGCCAAACCUAAGCCCAGUGGUCUGUUGGAGAUAUUAGCUGUGCUGUUAGACUGGGUUUGUGAAGCCAAUCUGCAGCAGCAGCAACAGUCAGACGGCAGGUCCACUCCACUCAUCAGUCUACCUGCACCUGAACUCAUACAGGACAGGUGUAUCAAGGUGCUGCCACACCUGAGUGAGCUGCUGCACCAGGUGUCCACAGGUCACACCAAACUGCACCUGCCUUGUCUACAGUUUGUGUUCUGGGCAAUGUUCAACUUACAACAAUCUGACAAACAGCAUGUGUUAUUAUCGGCCACGUACCGGCGCCUGGGCGAGGAACUGUACAGACCCACCGUGGUCCGCUUCACAGAGGGCGAGAAGAGCCCGGGCGGAACUGUCCAUUCUCCUCGCGGGGGGAAACCGCGUACGGGAGUCUACUUCAAGAGUAGCAACCUACAGGUCCGACUGUUGUCUGCACUCAUCAUACUCAAAACACUGCUGCAAGUUGACUACCUGGCCCAAGUGUUUGAUGUGCUGAGGAAUGACCUCAGACUGGAGAAAUGCAAAGAGCUGUUUCUCCACUACCAGGGUGUGCAGGUCAUCCUUCCCUUCAUCAAAGGUGGAAACAAGGCUCUAAUGGGAAGUGCAGUGGACAUCCUUCUCCAGUUGUCAACUGAGUCAGCGAUGUUACCCAGGUUCCUGGACAGCUGCAGUAAUGAGUCCUGGUUCCGAGCCUGUGCCCUGCUACUCAGAACUCCCAACCUGGACAUGAAAGUAUUGGAGAAACUCAGCAUCAUCCUACAAAAACUCUCCAAGAUCAAAGCCAAUAAGAAGUACUUUGAGGUGUUCACCAUAGGAAACAUGCUGCAGGAGACGUACCGCACCUGUGAUCCUCAGCAGGAGUUCCUGGCACUCAACCUCCGCUCCAUCCUACACAACCUCGGCAUGAUCAAGCCACACUGAUUGGUGCGACAAUGAUGCCUUUAUUCGAGGUGUUGCUAUCUGUGCAGGCCACCUGUCACGGAGCGAGCGCCUGGCAGACGAAACACCCGCGCGGCUUCUCAGGUGGUGGAAUGCCAAACAAAGGGCCAGGGGUUGUUUUAAGGGGUGGAAACGGGAGCCGGGCUGAAGUACAACAAAUCAGCACAACAGGCCAGACAUUUACAGGCAGCUUAAUGCAUUUUGCUGUCAGGGUGAAAUAUGGGAGUCUGGGCGGAUAGCUUUAAAGGGAGAGGUAAUUUGUACCAGUCAUUAAAUGUUGUAGAUUGGAUUACGCAAAAUAAAUAGAGAAAUGGGCCCUGAUGAUAAUUCUUGCCCAGGGAUGGGAAAAGGUCAGGCGGAGUUCAAUGGGGAGAUUGUUUUCUGUUUUACUAGCUGGAGGUCUGUAAAGUACAAACUUUGUUACUGUUGGAAACUGGUGGGAGUAAUGUGAAAGGGACUUGUUUUAGUGGAACAAUAGUGCCUUAGAAAUCAUUUCGUUGUAUAUAUAGACCAAGGACAUUACUAGGCUGUUACCACGUGUACACUGUAUAUCUUUGUAUAUUCCUUAAUUAGG
Messenger RNA from Branchiostoma belcheri (Belcher's lancelet), 2682 nucleotides. RefSeq names its product coiled-coil domain-containing protein 138-like. The transcript is spliced from 17 exons. NCBI's taxonomy places the organism in Eukaryota, Metazoa, Chordata, Leptocardii, Amphioxiformes, Branchiostomatidae. The record is from RefSeq and is a predicted model, not a curated record. The coding region runs from base 108 to 2090 and encodes 660 amino acids.